This is a messenger RNA of Tuber melanosporum (Perigord truffle), 1412 nucleotides long. RefSeq lists its product as uncharacterized. Gene Ontology annotation, biological process: aerobic respiration; riboflavin biosynthetic process. The coding region runs from base 331 to 978 and encodes 215 amino acids. Gene Ontology annotation, cellular component: mitochondrial intermembrane space; cytosol. The transcript is spliced from 3 exons. Gene Ontology annotation, molecular function: 3,4-dihydroxy-2-butanone-4-phosphate synthase activity. The record is from RefSeq and is a predicted model, not a curated record. NCBI's taxonomy places the organism in Eukaryota, Fungi, Ascomycota, Pezizomycetes, Pezizales, Tuberaceae.
CCUGGGUGUUGUAUUACUACUAAACAAUUAGGAUUGACCCUUAUAUAUUUAAUAACCAUCUUGCCAUUUUUUUCCUUCCCAUCUUGCCCUUUCCCUUCCUCGCCCGUCUGAUUUACUGGUUCCGAUUACUGCUCUGUUCUGUUGAGUUUUUUUUUUUUUUGGUUCGUGGUUCGGAGGAUUGAAUUGGCUUGUGACGCACCGAGAAAAGAAAGAAAGAAAGGAAACAAACUAAUCUUAGGUCCCCCGCGAUUUUCUUGACAGAGGCCGCGUACUCGCCCAUAUCAACCACCACCACCUCCAGACAACAAUAACAGACAAUUAAGGGACAGAAUGGUUUCAUUUGAGGAGACAAAUCCUACCUUCCACUCAAUCCCGGAGGCGGUUGAGGCCUUUCGAAAGGGAGAAUUCAUCGUAGUCCUCGACUCCACCGACCGUGAGAACGAAGGCGACCUCAUCAUCGCUGCUGAAGACGUCACCGUCGAGAAGAUGGCCUUUAUGGUCCGCUGGACUAGCGGCCUAAUAGUAGCCCCCCUUUCACCGACCCUUGUCGACAAAUUCUCCCUCCCUCAAAUGGUCCCGAACAACGAGGAGCCGCACAGCACGGCCUUCACCAUCUCCCUCGACUCCCGCGACCCCAGUGUGACGACGGGCAUAUCCGCCUAUGACCGCGCCCUGACGCUCCGCACGCUCGCCGACCCUACCGCCACCGCCGCGAGCUUCCGCAGCCCUGGACACAUGUUCCCACUCCGUGCGGUUGAGGGCGGCGUGCUCGUCCGUAAGGGCCAUACCGAGGCGGCUGUCGAGUUCUGCAAGCUUGCCGGGAAAGUGGAGGCUGGUGCUAUUUGCGAGCUGGUUAGGGAGAGGGAUGGGCUGAUGAUGCGCCGAGAUGACUGCUUGGAGUUUGGGAGGAAGUGGGGGCUUAAGGUCUGCACUAUUGAGGGGUUGGUGGAGUAUCUCGAGAAGACCAGGGUCCAGUAGGAAGGUGGGGGGAGUGGGCUGGUGGAGUAUUGGGUGUGCAUAAAAUAUUUUGUCCUUGGAAACGGAGUAUUUCUUCUUUCCUCUCUUGCUUUUCUUCCGCAUGGUGUUCCUUUCUACUUUUCGGAAAUGGGUUAUAUCUAUACAUCCAUCUAUCUAUCGUGUUCAGGGUACUGUACAGAUUCCAGAGAUGGGAUUUCUUGGUCGAGUCGAUGUCAUACACGAGCCGUUUUCCUUCCUUCCCUGCUGUCCAUCGGCGGAGAAAAUAACUUGCACUCUAGAAUAAUGAUCUUUUCUCUUGCGCUUUCUUUCUUUCUCUCCGUCUUAUUUGUUUUAGUUUCUGGGGGGGGGGAUUGGGCAUUAGGAUAGGGGGACUGGACAUAUUAUAAAGGUACUUACUUAUACCAUACCAUACCAAUACAAUUCCAAGUCAGCCA